GCUAGCGAUGGGAUGGCGGCGCUGGGGAGCAUGCUGGACCUGUCGCUGCUCAAAUUCCAGGAGCGCGACCAGCUGGUGGAGGUGUUGCAGCGCUGGCGCACCACCCAGCCGUACGACAUGGUGAAGGCGUGGGACGCACGAGCCCGGCAGUGGUACGGCGAGCGGUACGACUUCCGGCGCAACCUGGUGGACUGGGACUAUCACAUGCGGCUGCAGCCCGCCGGCACCCCCGGCCAGGACCCCGCGCUGGGCUCCAUCAUCCACUUCCACCACUUCCGCCACUGGCGCAUGCACGGAGUGGCGCACGAGCUGCGCGACUCGCACUACAACCAACCCAACCGCUCGCUGCUCAGCACCGCGUACGGCAGGACACGGGAGUUCAAGGACCGCUCCCUGCGCGACGUGGGCCGCGCGGUAUCCGCGUGGGGCUUCUGGGCCGACUCCCUGAACGGCCCCUACCACUGCUUCGGAGUGCUGGCGGAGGAGGCGGGGCUGUACCGGGCGGCCAACAAGCAGUUCGCGCGCACCGCCGUGGACGUGGCGGAACAUAAUGUGGCGUCGCUGCUGCACGAGCUGCGCCACGGCGAGCCGCUGCGACUGACCCCUGGGUCGGAGGCCCCUCGCGCCCGGGUGGCCCGCGGACCCACCUCCCUGGAGGACCUGCAGCAGCAGGCGGCCGCGCAGGGGCAGCAGCAGGAACAGCAGGAACAGGCGGCCGGCGAUGCAGCCCAGGCGCCGGGAGCAGCAGCAGCAGAGGCAGGGCCAGCAGCUGGGGCAUCAGCAGCAGCAACACCAGCGGGCGCCACUGCAGGCCCAGGUCCUGGCGGUGCUGGCAGGGCUCACGAUGAGCCCUCCGCUGGCCAGGGGUGCCAAUCUCCCAGCUGCACAGCGCGUCAGGAGCGGGCGGGCGAGACGGGGGCGGGGCCGGGGGAACAGCAGGCGGAGGGCAGCGGGGGUGCAGGGGGCGGUGCGGGUGCCGCCACCCCGUCACCCUCGUCCUCGUCCCCCUCAGCGCCCCCGCAGCUGCCUCUGCCCACCUACUCCUCAGGCGGGCGGGCGCAGGUGGCCAAAGCCAUGGCAGCAGCGGCGGGGGCGGGGGCGGCAGAGGGUGGCACAGGGGCGGCGGUGGGCGGGCAGGAAGGGAGUGGGGCUAACGCGGCACGGCAGAAGAUGGCUGAGGAGGAGGCGGCUCUGCGCGCGGAGGAGGCGGCGCUGGACUCGGCGGCACAGCAGCGCGCCACUCGCUUCCGGCUGCAGCUGGUGACCGGGGACCUGACCCGAGUGGUGACGGGGCGCCCCAAGUACGCGGGCUGCUUCGCCGCCCUGUCUCUGGGCCACCGGCACAUGCACCUGCUGGCGGGGGAGGCGGGGCUGCUGCGCGCGGCGGCGCCGGGGGCGCUGCUGAUUGCCGAGAACGCGAGGCACGUGCUGCAACUCAACAAGGAGCAGGCUGCUGCGUUCGCUGCCAAGAUGGAUGAGAUGGCGGUGGCGGGUGGCUGGCGUAAAUCCCCCGGCCGGCCUGCGGGCGUUACAGAGGCCAGCGAGGUGUACGUCAAGCCGCGAGCUGGGGGGCAAUAGCAGCAGAGGGAUGCAAAAGGGAUGCACGAGGAGGAGAUGGGGAGGAGGGGCGUACGGUAGACUUGUGAGCACGGAAUUUGCCCCUGAAGGAACGCUGUGAUGAUGUAAACAGCUGCGCAGUAUUACUACCGUUAAUAAGGGUGCGCCAGCCAGACGACCAUGCGCUGGAAUGUGCGCAUAGAACCACACGGACCCGCCUCCUGGCCAAACACCCGCACGUGAACAAAUCGGUAGGACCCACCAGACACAACCUCUAUAUGUGGAAGGUGCCUGCUUGCACGGACGCGCGUGCUGGGAGGCGCUGCGGGCAUAAGCCCCUCGGUGACAGGGGGAUAUGUUAAAUCAGAUUGAUACCA
Astrephomene gubernaculifera is the source of this 1934-nucleotide messenger RNA. Lineage: Eukaryota; Viridiplantae; Chlorophyta; Chlorophyceae; Chlamydomonadales; Astrephomenaceae. The record is from the annotation of a GenBank genome assembly.